UGAGAAAUAAGCCUGGGUUCAAUCUUGCGGGAAUCUGGGUACGAGAAAAGCGUAUUUGGGACAAGAUGGCGGCAAAUUCGGAGGAGUCGCUUGAAGAAAGGACGAUGGGUGAAGAAUUGCUAGAAACCAAGGGUCCUGUAGCACCCAGAGGUUUAACUGUGGAAGACGGCAGUGAAGACGAAAAUGAAAACUCAGGUGAUAUUCUUGAUGAACAGGACGACGAGGAAAGAAACCCUCUUUUGGAACUGAAAAAGUGCAAAGACUGGCUUCAACAGCAGAAGAUAAACCACGAGGCAGAAUUACUCGUUCGACGCCUUCAGCAACGUGAGGACCUACAGCCCUCAUCUAGUGAAUCAUCACAAUCAGACCUUUAUGAAAGGAUAUCCAAGUUGCAAGAUCAGCUCUAUUCCCUCUCAACAGCCCGAUCAUAUAAGAAGCUAGUACUAGACAGGCUUUUGUGUGGUGACCAAUUGAUUAAAAAAUUGUUCCCAGAUGUUGUGACAGAUUCACCAACAGAAGAACAAACUGAAGAAAUGAACGCUUUUGCCAAAUUGUGUGAAAAACAAAACAAGCUUAGCAGUGAGAUUCUUGUGGAACAUGAGGUCUUAUCAGAAGCCCAAACUACUUUAGACAGACUAAAGCAACAAAGUUAUGAGAUAAAAAAGGAAAACCGAGGACUUAUGAAACAGAUUCAGAAAUUGAGGGAUGAAAAGGAAAAUGUUGCAUCCUCGAGCACAGACAAUGCUACAAUGCAAAAAUUGAAACAACAGAUAGCACUGAAAGUAGAAAAGAUUGACAUCGUCAGAAAUGUUUUUCAGGGCCUCAUCGUAGGAAGUGGUAUCGACUGGGCGUCUGAUGACGAGAUGAGGCGUCUUGUUCUCAGCCUUGGAGAGACACUGGAGUUUGCCGCGACGUGACGGUUCGGCACUCGAGCAACCAACGUUGAGCAUCAGCGAGUCAAGUAGGAAUCCUAUGACUAACCUGACGGGGGACAAGUAGGAAUCCAUUUAUUGAAGUAAUCGAAUGAUCUGAUGUUAUCAGAAAACACUUGAACAAUUGCUUGAUAUGGACAUGUUUUCAAGACUCUUCAUUUAGGCAUACAUAAAGGUAAACUUGGAGAACCUUAUAUCGUUUCUAACAACGACAAACAGGAGAACCCUAACCCGGACCAUAGAUACUUUUGUUCUCAAUGGUUUUUCGUGUGUUUCUAUAAAUGUGGACUUGGGCAUAGUGCAUGAUGUUACCAAGAUCAUGCUGAUCUGAUACAGGCUUAUACGCAGAAUACGUAUAACUGGGUGAUGACUUCCGCCAUGACUAAUUCUUUUAGCAAUGACCAGUUCGCAGUUUCACCUUUUUAAAAUUGGUGCGAAUCUAACCAGUCGUAAAAUACAAUGUUUUGUGUGAGAAUCUGGUGUCAAAUAAUUCCUGUCAUAAUACAAUUUUUGUAAUAAUCGUUCUGUGAACUUUCAUGAAUGAACCUGGAAAUCGCCGAUUUGAAUUUGUUUCUUCACCUUUCUUGUGUUUAUGUUAAUCUUUCCGGCAAGGCUUGAGCACGCACUGGCUUCUAAACUUUUUGCAUGUUGGCAAAGAAGUCUGUCCCAAUCCAGUGGAUUGGAGGGGCCCAGUGGCUCAUCAGUGUGGACGUUUAACCCUGCAGCAUGAAGUGUCUAGCAGUAUGGCUACCCUCCCAAGGAGGGGGAUGUUAGUCCAUCACAAGGCUACCUUCUCCCCCAGCGUCUUGUCAGGUUGAUCUAAGUGUGCCGCUAGAAAUUCUCCCUCCCCCCCACUACGCCGCAUUUUGUCAGGUUGAUCUAAGUGUGCCGCUAGAAAUUCUCCCUCCCCUCCACUACGCAGCAUUUUGUCAGGUUGAUCUAAGUGUGCCGCUAAAAAUUCUCCCUCCCCCCCAACUACGCAGCAUUUUGUCAGGUUGGUCUAAGUGUGCACCGGUACCCAGUUGGUGUAAGCUGCGAGCAGUUGGUCUUUAUUCCUCAAAUCUCUGCGUGAGUGGAAAAGUUACACUAAGCAGUCUUAAUUAUGAUUUAGUCGUACUCCUGGGUGGAGAGAGGUGAAAAGUGUCUUGCCCAAGAACACAACACCAUGACCCCGGGCAGGGCUUGAAAGCGGUCCAAUCAACAGUGAGUCCAGCGCGCUAACUAUUAGGCCACCGUGCUCCAAAAUAUCUAUAUAAGAUAUCGUAAGUGUCUGCGGCCAUGCAGUAAACAAAUAAGCGUUCUUCUUGAUGUUCGUGGCGUAAAAGGCACGAAGUAUUGGAGGAAGAUUUAUCUCCUUAUAGUGAGAUGCAACACUCGGAGUGUGAUACCACACCAACCUCGUUCUGGUGUGUUUGUUCUUGCCGGCUCUUCCAGAUGUUUUUGGUCUUCUAUUGAUUUUCAAGCACAUUUUUUUCGAUCCGGCAACAGUUUUAAAAGUUGCCCGACAGUUUUGCUUGCCUGUGUGCAACGCUGUGUGGCAGAGAAGGGCCAUAUCGUCAGCGUAACCCACAUCACCAAGA
Molecule: messenger RNA, 2512 nt
Organism: Orbicella faveolata
Lineage: Eukaryota; Metazoa; Cnidaria; Anthozoa; Scleractinia; Merulinidae
Product: centromere protein H-like
Biological process (GO): kinetochore assembly; chromosome segregation; mitotic spindle organization
Cellular component (GO): nucleus; kinetochore
Molecular function (GO): kinetochore binding
Source: RefSeq, a predicted model, not a curated record